Messenger RNA from Trichoplax adhaerens, 576 nucleotides. RefSeq lists its product as hypothetical. Lineage: Eukaryota; Metazoa; Placozoa; Uniplacotomia; Trichoplacea; Trichoplacidae. The transcript has 6 exons. Gene Ontology annotation, molecular function: protein serine/threonine phosphatase activity. The record is from RefSeq and is a predicted model, not a curated record. The coding region runs from base 25 to 576 and encodes 183 amino acids.
UUAGAACUAGUGAAACGUAAAGUUAUGGUCCUGGACCUUGAUGAAACUUUAGUUCAUUCUCAUCAUAUUGGGUAUGCCUACUCUUUGAUUGGAUCCAAUAACUCUCCUAUGAUGGCACCGGAUUUUGUAUUAACUUUAUGUAUUGAUAAACAACCAGUUAAGUUUUUCGUUCAUAAAAGACCACAUUUGGAUUAUUUUUUGGAAGUAGUUAGCCAAUGGUAUGAUCUAGCGAUUUUUACUGCGAGUAUGGAGAUAUAUGGCUCAGCUGUCGCCGAUAAGCUUGAUCUCAAUCGAGGCAUCUUAAAAGAUAGAUACUAUAGACAGCAUUGCACUUUUUCAUUUGGCAGCUAUAUGAAAGAUCUUAGUAAUGUCCACCCUGACUUAUCGGAUGUUUUUAUUGUCGAUAAUUCUCCUGGUGCUUAUCGAACUAAUCCAGAAAAUGCAAUACCAAUUAAGUCAUGGUUUUCAGAUCCCACAGACACUGCAUUACUCAACUUAUUACCCAUACUAGAUGCUCUUCGAUUCACCACAGAUGUCCGAUCUGUUUUAAGUAGAAACUUACACAGCCGUUGGUAA